UUUUUCUCUCUUGCUCUCUCCCAGUCGUCCAAAUCCUUAUUCUUCUCCUUGACCAAAACAAUUCUUUCUCUCCCUCGUCUUUAAUCUCGGUAAUAAAAGAAAGGGGAAAGGCAUUAGCAUUUGAUGUGGGGCAUUAGGGUUUCAUCGGACUCUAAUUGUUGCUCUGUGCUGAAAAAUUUCUUUCUGAGAGUUUCUAGGUCAUGAUGCCCAAGAGUUGCUUUUUCAUCCUGCAAUCCAGUCUUCAAUAGUCUGUUCCACCUCUCAAUUCUUCUUACAAUAGUCUCUUUUUUCAUAACUCAGCAGAUUGUAGUUGCUACUUCAUACUAGCAAUUUCGGCAGUUUAGAUAUACAGAAGAGUAAAUGAAUAGAGAAAUUAGGCCAUUGAACAAAGAAGUUACCAAACGACAGAAAAACUAGUUCUGUCGUUUUAAAAGAGCAUCGUCAAAUACGGAGAACUAACAGCUUCUCUCGCACCGAACACUAACUAAAUUGGAGACGCUCAAAUCUUCCGCCUGAAAACCCUAACCCUAAAUGGCACACUCAAUAUCAGAUCAUGACACGAAUCGGACGGAGAACCCAAAUACCCGACUCUACAACCCUUACCAAGACCUAAAUCUUCCAAUUCAAACUCUCUACCAGCUCCCGACCUCACCGGAAUUUCUAUUCACAGAAGAAUCACUCCGGCAGCGCCGUUCUUGGGGUGAAAAUCUCACCUUUUACACCGGCUCCGCUUAUCUCUCCGCCUCUAUCGGCGGGGCCUCCGUUGGAUUCUUUUCCGCUCUCAAAUCCUUCGAACCUACCGAUACUUUGAAGCUCAAAGUGAAUCGGAUCCUUAACUCUUCCGGUCAUUCGGGUCGGGUAUGGGGAAACCGCAUCGGAAUUGUUGGAUUGAUUUAUGCUAUGACGGAAAGUGGUGUUGUGGCGGUAACUGAUAGAGAUGAUGUCUGGACUAGUGUGGCGGCGGGGCUUGGUACUGGGGCGGUGUGUAGGGCGGCGAGAGGUGUUAGGUCGGCGGCGGUCGCUGGAGCUUUGGGUGGAUUGGCGGCUGGUGCGGUGGUUGCUGGGAAGCAAAUGAUGAAGAGGUAUGCGAUGAUUUAAAAAAGGUUUGCUGCUUAGUAGGGCUACAAGAAGUUUGAGGUGCUUGUAAAACAACUUUACAUAGGAGUACGUUCGUACUUGGGUCUUAUUUCGUCUGGCUCGUAAAAAAUGCAUCAGAUUCCGAGAAUAAAAUGCCUCCUAGACACAGGCUAGAAGCACUUUCAUACGUGGGUCUUGUUUCAUCUGGCUUGUGAAAAAUACAUCAGAUUCUGAGAAUACUAUGGCUCCUAGACACAGGCUGUUUAUCAAUUUUGUCUAAUGGAUAGAGAAGUAUUUUUGCUUCUUUCUAGCGAAGCAGGAUCUUUACCUAGGAUAUAUUUUUUUGUAAUAUUCCCAUCUCUUUCCUCAGCUCAAUUCUUGUUUGCAAAAUGAUUCACUUAUUGUAAAUCACUGUAAAGUAUGGAUUGAGAAAGAGGAGAAGAAUCAAGGAAACAAGCAAUGAAGAAGGAAAAUUUUAUUCAAAAUAAGAUCUGUUAUAUAUUAAUUUCAGUAAUUAUGUAAUCUAUUUUAUAAUGGCAGCCACAAGCUCAUUAGCAUCA
Molecule: messenger RNA, 1637 nt
Organism: Ricinus communis (castor bean)
Lineage: Eukaryota; Viridiplantae; Streptophyta; Magnoliopsida; Malpighiales; Euphorbiaceae
Product: mitochondrial import inner membrane translocase subunit TIM23-2
Exons: 5
Coding region: 532-1098 (188 amino acids)
Biological process (GO): protein import into mitochondrial matrix
Cellular component (GO): TIM23 mitochondrial import inner membrane translocase complex; mitochondrial inner membrane
Molecular function (GO): transmembrane protein transporter activity
Source: RefSeq, a predicted model, not a curated record